CGCUCGCUGCACUCUUUAUUUAUAUUAUUUGCCAAUACAAAAAGACAAUCCGGGGCUUAAAGCAUCAAAGUACGAGCAGGUCAUUCCUCUGUUCCGUUUUUUGGUAGGAUUAAUCUUGACUGGACACAUUGACUUUGACAAGACCAUAUUUAAAAAACUUUAAAUUCGAUUGACCUGAUAAUUGCGUGAAACACUUUUACAAAAAGGUGUCCUGAAACCAUUGACAAAUUGAAAAGGCCCUUUUGAAGUUUGUUGUCAUAUUCUUGAAUUCUGAUUAGCCAAUCAAAGAUUUGGAACAUUUGCUACUCCCAACCUGCAAUUGGAUUGAAUUACAUUUAGACACAGUUUUGAUCAUAAAAACACUUGGCGUAUCUGCUUAAAGUGAUCGAGAUUUUAUCGCGCAAACAAGAUGAUUUCCUGGUUUUUAUGCACCAUGGUUAUUGUAGCUAACAUCCUUUGCAAGUUACAGUCUUCAAGUAUCAAUUUACUGAGAAGAAACAGCGUUAGAACGUCGCUGUGGCCGGGUAUGCGUUUGAAGCGACACGUCGCGCAUGAAAUUGUUUGCAAUGUUUCCAAGACAAGCGGGGCUGUUAUACUGAAUGACGAUAGGGAAUCAAUCAUGAUUGGCCUAUUGUUGCCAUUUACCUUGUCAGAUCGUGGGAGCGAGUAUGGUGAAGGAGGAGCAAAAUUCUACGCUGAGGCGUUCAAUAUUGCAGUUGAGCGGAUCAAUAACAACUUUUCGUUGUUACCCGGCUAUAGAAUCGACUAUGUCUUCAACAACACACGUUGUAACGAGAUAGACAGCAUACGAGCAAUGCACUACCAAUACAUGUUUCAAAAGAACCGAGGAUCGACUAUUCAUGCAUUUGUCGGUCUUGGCUGUCAUUGUCAAGCCCCGGUCAAGUUUGCAAGUGCAAUCAACGUCCCCGUCGUUUCUCACAUGUGUUCCAGCCAAGAACUCUCAGACAAAAAGGCCUUUCCUACAUUUGCCAGCACUUAUCCACUGUUAAAUUUGGUCACACCGACUAUUAAAGGCCUUUUAAGGGCCUUAAACUGGAAAAAUGUUGCUUUGAUAUAUUCAAAAGAUUCAGUAAAAUAUAGAGAGGCAAGUGAUGAUAUUAUUCGUGGUUUGGGUGAACUUAUCUCGUGGAAGCAUGGAUUAAAAAGCACACAGUAUAAUCCUGCAGACGAAAUAUUCCUGGAAAUAUUUAAAGAAGUUAAAAGUAAAGCAAGAAUUAUCAUUCUAUUCAUGGAGUAUAAUAUUGCAAGAGAGGGGCUACUCUACGCUUCAAGAAUGGGAUUGGGUUCUGGAGAAUACGAAUUCAUUGUUGUUGAACAAGACUGGUUGAGUUUGGAGAGUAAACUUGAGUCCCCAUUCAAAUGGUAUGUUUCUAGCUUUCCUAAAACAAACAAAGUCAUGCUAGAUAAAGAAGUCAAAAGGAUGUUUCCAUACACACUUAUUCUCGGUGUCAAACAUGAGAACAACGGUUAUCGAAAAGAAUACAUAAAGCACACUGAUAUGCUGAAGGAUAGAAUCAGAGGUCCGCCAUUUUGCAGUCAGUACUAUUACGGAAUAUACCGUAAGCUCAAUGUCCCACUUGAAAAUAUAUACCUAUAUGAUGCUGCUCAUGUGUUGGCAUUGGCAAUGAAUAGGACCUUGCAACGUGGCAAGAAAGUAGAUGAUGGUCUAGAGGUGGUAGCAAGCAUGGAAAACAUUUCCUACCGUAGUAUUGAUGGACGAAUUAGAAAGAUGAGCAGUGACCUAAGCUCAAAAGAUUGCUUCAGCUUGUUUACAUAUGGUCACGACAGUAAUGGCAGAAAGACAUUUACUGAGGCUGGAUAUUUCAAUGAACACAGUGUACUGGUAAGGAAGAAAUCGCUAGGCCGUUUGCCACAAGAUACCCCUACCUGUGGGUUUAAUGGCGAACUUUGUAGAUCUGAAGACAAGACAGGAUCUUCAUGCAGAGUGCUAAAAGACCUAGCUGUAUCGUUGUCAACUAUACUGCUGAUGCUAGCUUUUCUGUUUCUAUGUGUGUUCAUUUACAGAAAAAGAACGUCAUCUUUACGCAUUGGCUGGGUUGCACGGAACAGAGACGGAAAAUAUCCACCAUCUUUGAUAGGUUUGUGACGAAAGAGAUGAAGAGAAUAUCAAUCUGCCUUGCUCAGUAUUCACUUACAAGAUAGCAAGAACUAUAAAGCUUGGAAAGAUAUCUUAAGAUUGCAACCUUUGUUCUAGGGUUGAAGCAGCAUCAGCGUAUGUUUCUUAUAGAUGUAAGAGUUUCUUGGAAACAUAGAAUGUAAAUGUUCUUCAAAUCAGCGAGAAUAGCCCAAGUAUACAAUGAUCAUCACACAAGGACCAUUACACAAAGGCCAGCUUCUGCAUAGGCCUCGGUUGUUGUAAGUUUAUAGUUUAAACAUAACAUGGCCUAAUACAGAUAAUAAAUUCCACAAUUUGUAGCAAUUUUGUCUACUUCUAGUGCCUCAAGACUCAUUCCCCUAUGUAUCCAGAUUUAAUUAAUUGACCUAAGACAUCACUGGAACGUAUAGUUGUUCUCUAACGAUUCACGCAUUGUUUCUCAAUGAAACGAAUUUCAAUUGGAGCAAUAGAAUCGCUUGAUGAACGACCCAACUUUAUUCCUGACCGGAGGAGCUUUAACGAAAUUCGAACACUUUUCCCUAGAAACAUUUUCAAGGAAAUA
Molecule: messenger RNA, 2699 nt
Organism: Rhopilema esculentum
Lineage: Eukaryota; Metazoa; Cnidaria; Scyphozoa; Rhizostomeae; Rhizostomatidae
Product: resact receptor
Biological process (GO): signal transduction
Molecular function (GO): signaling receptor activity; peptide hormone binding
Source: RefSeq, a predicted model, not a curated record